CAACAUCCCAACAGUGACACCUGUCAAUCAACUCAGUCAUACAAAAGUCUGUCAGAAGUAACGAGCUCGCGCUGAGACAAGGAGCCGAAAGGGCAAGGAAAGAUUUUGAUUGAAUUUCAGGGUCAUUGUGCUUACUCUCCUCCUACUUUGUCACUCGACUACUUCCUUUUGACGCCUCUUUCCACCACAAGCCGGAAUAACCCCAUCCCCCAUCUUCCAUCUCACUCUGUAUUCCAUUCCUUCCUUCCUUUCCGAAUCCUCCUCUCUAGCAUCGCCAUCGCUUCACUCCAUCAAUCCCUCUGAACGUUCUUGUGCAUAGAUCUUCGCAUUCCUUCGGAUCCCUCCCGGUCAGCCGGUGAUCAUCGACCGGUCACUCUUCACAAGGGAGUUCUUAUAACGAAGACGUUAGGCGACAUACCAAGCGAGUGACGAUCGAUUACUCGAGCAUUCUCUCGUCUUUGUCUAUUCUGUUUCAUACCUUCUCUGUUCUACUGGAUGUUCAUACGAUAGCCCACAUAUCCGCAACGAUUCACCGCCAUGUUGUCCUCAAGUCCUGCCGUCCCUCUCGAAUCCAUUGAAUUUGCCGACGACCAAAGACGUCGAUUAUCCCUCGUCACAGCCCAUGGACAACGCAUCCUCACCGCUCACGAUGGUUUACCGUCACCAGAACAUCUCACCCCGAUCAGCGGAACACCCGGCACGAGCGCACCGCCAAGCAGGGAGGGAAGUCGUAGGGGCAGUGAUAUUGAUGCUGUAAACGAUCUUCACCACCGCCACUUACCCACACAACCUCAUGGUCCAGGUCACUUUCAUUAUGCCAUGGGUGCAGGAUUGCAAAAAUUGAGAAGUAGGAGGGAGGAUGAUGAGCCUGCUCGCACUGCUUCUUCAAGAGACGUCUCUCCCACUCCUCGGGCGUUGGAGCAAAUUACACACCGUCCUAUCAUUCCCUCUGCACUCUCCUUUACCCCGGCCACACCUGAAGCUCCGGGCCCGGCUGCUCCAUCUCCCACUCCAUCUCUCCCUGUGACCGACUCGGAUCAUCUCCGAGUGGAGAACACUCCUCAGAGCAAGACGGCGCCUUCCUCACCGCAUCAGUCCCCACUCGCAACCAGACAUCCUAAGCAACACAGUGGGGCAUUGCACGACCUACGCAGAUUUCUCAAUCAUCAUGUCGUAGGGAGUCAUGACAAGCAUCAUCGCGAUAAAAAUGGUCAAGCUCCUCAAUCAGUCGCUGUAGCCGCUAUGAAUCAGCAUCUGAACGAAACUCCUGUUAAUUCGACCCCGGCAUCCCCGUUGCAUGGUGCAGCGACUCCUGCGAUGCAGAGGCGAGGAAGUAGCUUCAACGGGUUGGGAGCUUUACCCCCAAGUGUCGUCGCACCUCCCACUCAAGGCUCUGCAACACACGCUACCUCGCACACUCCUCCUAACGAGACCAAAGUGAAGGACCAUGGUGCACACAGUAAUCACUUGAUUGGCUUUAUGCGUCAUCAUCAUCGCGACAACGAAGGGGAGAAAUCACAUUCGUCGCUGGCAAGUUUCUUCGGGCAUCAUCAGGAGAAAAAGGAGAAAAAGGAGAAAAAGGACAAGAAAGACAAAGAUAAAAGUCAAUCGGCGGUUCAUACUCCCGCUGAAUCAAUCGUAUCCUCAGCAGCACCGAGUCGCACCACCACUAUCCACAUGGCGGAAGUCGAUCAUGCGCCGACAGCGACGACGGGUAUGACGGGCAUGACCUCUGCUCCUCAUUCACGUCCAGGUUCACAAGGUGGUUCCCCAGGUAGUACACCCCUUCACACUCCUGGCAUCGCCACUCCUAGAAACGCCAACGACUACCCGGGCGUACCCUAUCCUGUCGUUGCGCUUACUCACCCGUCUCUCCAUGAAGCCACUCACGCUCAUUUGUCGAAAAAGUACGGCAAGUGGGGUAAAGUGCUUGGAUCAGGUGCCGGUGGAACAGUCAGGCUCAUCAAAGCUGCUUCGAAGAACGGAGGAACUACAUAUGCUGUCAAGGAGUUCAGACCUAGGCGUCAAGGCGAGUCGGAGAAGGAGUAUCAGAGAAAAGUCACCGCGGAGUUUUGUGUCGGUGUAACGUUACGACACCUCAAUGUGAUCGAGACGGUUGAUAUUGUCAAUGAUCAUGGACACUUUUAUGAGAUCAUGGAAUACGCCCCUUAUGAUCUGUUCUCCGUCGUCAUGUCCGGCAAAAUGUCCCGUCCGGAGAUCUACUGCGUCUUUCGACAAAUCAUCGAUGGUGUACAUUAUCUCCACUCCAUGGGCUUGGCACACCGUGAUCUCAAGCUCGACAACUGCGUCAUGACUACCGAUAACAUUGUCAAGCUCAUCGAUUUCGGCACUGCUACGGUCUUUCACUACCCUGGUAAACAUCAGAUCCCCGCGUCUGGUGUAGUAGGAUCUGACCCUUACCUCGCCCCGGAAGUUUUGAACAAAGAGAUGUACGAUCCUCGUCUGACGGACGUGUGGAGUAUCGCCAUCAUCUUCAUGUGCAUGAUCCUCCGUCGGUUCCCUUGGAAGAUCCCAGAUUACAAAACGGACAUGUCUUAUCGGUUGUACGUCAACACUCAUCCCGAGUUAUGUCGUAAGCCGGAGACCAAGACACCCGCCCCGAGCGUUCUGAAUGGAAACGAAGCACACAGCCGGGUCGGGGGUCCACAUGCUUUGCUCGCCGAUGGAUCUAGUAGUUUACCAUUCCGAUCUCAAUCGUCAACUUCCACCAGUACGGCGGUCGAUAAACCGGAAGGCACCAAUUGUAUUACCUUGCCGGCUUCUUCAAUGACGGCGGAUUCGAACGCUUCGUAUAUCAGCACUGAUUCUGAGGAUAUCACAACUCCUCAUCUCGCCCAUUUGAAACUUCGAGAAAGCCCUGAAGCCUUCCAAGAUCCUUCCGACAGGUAUUUCCCUCGACCAUCGAACGGUGUGGUCUCUCGCCCAGCCUCACGUUUGCCGACUGGUGAUCUUGGCAAACGAGGAGAUACUGAACCAGUCCCGACAUCUCCUUCUGCGAGCGUCGCAAACCGAAGUGGUCUAGGCGUGAAUGCCGUGGACUUUGGUGUUGGUCGUUCCCGAGCAGUGUCAACUCCCUUGACACCUAGUUCUCCAGUACCACCUUCGUCAUCAACUGAAGAUGGUCAUUCGGACCCUGCAGCAAGACAAGAGAAACAAGCUCGUCGUGAACGUGCUGCCUCCAUAUCUUCCACUCGAACUUUUCAAUCUGGUGGGGCUGAAAGUAUCUUCCGAUUGUUACCACGAGAAUCCCGUUCGGCUAUCAUGCGUAUGUUAGCUGUCGAACCUUCCAUCAGAUGUACCCUCAGCGAUCUUUUAGUGGGGAGAGGGAAAGACGACAUGAUGUGUCUUUGUGGUAGUCCCGAAUGUGGUGGAGGUUUAUGUGCACCUCCAGCAGAGAUUACAGGUUUAACACCUGAUGAAGAGGAUGAUGGUGAUGAAUGGGUUAAAAAUAUCGAAACGUGUAGUCAUCUAUUAGGAACGGGUAUGACACCACAUCAUACUCAUAUCAAAGUGGUACCAGAAGAAAAACCAAAGAAGAGAUUGUUCCAUUAGUCUUAUAGAGUGAUUGUCAGGGUGAGGCUUUUUGGGGGGAAAGAGGAAUUAGAAGUAGACAUUUUAUAGGGUGUCUUGUAUCAACGUCUGUCCGGAUCGAUUAUACUCGUUGACAUGAAGCUUAGAUCGGUUAGUUGAUGAGGUUGUAGGAUGGGGAAAGGGGUAAGCAAGUAUGGAGAGGGCUUGAAGUGAGGAGGCAGGGUGCAAGGGUCAGAGAUCUCUGCGAUGUAUGCGUCUUGUUGAAG
Tremella mesenterica DSM 1558 is the source of this 3818-nucleotide messenger RNA. RefSeq lists its product as uncharacterized. The coding region runs from base 538 to 3573 and encodes 1011 amino acids. The transcript has 3 exons. Gene Ontology annotation, molecular function: ATP binding; protein serine/threonine kinase activity. NCBI's taxonomy places the organism in Eukaryota, Fungi, Basidiomycota, Tremellomycetes, Tremellales, Tremellaceae. Gene Ontology annotation, biological process: protein phosphorylation; intracellular signal transduction. The record is from RefSeq and is a predicted model, not a curated record.